Messenger RNA from Dissoconium aciculare CBS 342.82, 2034 nucleotides. RefSeq lists its product as uncharacterized. Gene Ontology annotation, molecular function: monoatomic cation transmembrane transporter activity. Gene Ontology annotation, biological process: monoatomic cation transport; transmembrane transport. NCBI's taxonomy places the organism in Eukaryota, Fungi, Ascomycota, Dothideomycetes, Mycosphaerellales, Dissoconiaceae. The record is from RefSeq and is a predicted model, not a curated record. The coding region runs from base 1 to 1920 and encodes 639 amino acids. Gene Ontology annotation, cellular component: membrane. The transcript is spliced from 4 exons.
AUGGCUCGACGAAGCGGUCGCAAUAGCGGCGACAGGCGUGCUUUCAAUGGCAAUUUGGUCGGCAGACCAGCAGCGGUGCCUGCGUACUACAGAAUUAUCAUUGCAUACAGGACUAUUAUUAUUAUCCUGGUAGAUUCGGCGUUCACAUACAUCGUUGCAACCCAAGGUCACUCCGGUACUAAUGACCUGAUUUGCUACGCUUUUCACAGACCCGCGGUCAUUGCAGUCAGAUCCUUCCAAGGUUGUAUCUCUCAAGCAAACAUCACUGCGUCCAGAGCUGGGUACCUGCCUAUCUGUCAUUAUCCUCCUUCUCACCCUUCAUAUCAGCAGGCGGUGUCACCAUUGAUGCCGCUCUCGCAUCUGCGGCUGGCCCUUUCCACCGGUACAUCAUGUGAGCCUUUGCUCCUGUCAGCUUCUUCUUCUUCUUCUUUCUCUUCUUCAAUCUCUUCGACUUCGUUCUACUCGAUCGCCGCCGCAGCGCAUUCCUCCCGCCGUGCUCGCGUGCUCGCUUUGCGAUCGUCAUUCACAACAUACCAUCGCGUGCUCAAUAUCAGCACUCGUACAUCUAUCACCGUCUCUUCCGACCGUUCACAUCAACCGGGCGACAAGACCCGACCUUCUCUGGUAGCGCCGCAAGCUACAUUAUCGUCCUCGCGCCUGCAUGGUCCUGCCGCAAAAAUGCAGCUCCAAACCGCCAUCACACAGAUCCGCUCGCAUGCUGGACAUUCCCACGGCCAUGGUCACGGCCACGGGCACUCGCAUGACACAACCUAUCUGACCAGCUCGAAUAAAAGCGACCCAGGUGUACGCAUAACAAGAAUUGGCUUAUUGGUCAACCUGGGUAUGGCCAUUGGCAAGGGAGCCGGAGGAGUGGUCUUCCAUUCACAAGCUCUACUAGCAGAUGCCCUACACGCGUUGACCGACUUGCUGUCGGAUAUCACCACUCUGGCUACAAUCUCGUACUCGAUUCGGCCUGCCACACCAGCGUUUCCUCUCGGGUACGGCAAAAUUGAAUCGAUCGGCGCUCUGACUGUUUCGGGCAUAUUGCUUGCGGGUGGUGUCGGAAUUGGUCUGCAGGCAGUCAUGGCGCUCAGUCAACAAUUCUUUCCGGAAAUAUUUGGCAUGCUCUCGCAUGUCUUGGAGAACGUACCUCUGCACAGCCACUCCCAUGGCGGCCAUGAUCAUGGUGCCCACGUGGGACCGAGCAUACAUGCUGCCUGGCUUGCAGCAGGAAGCAUCGCUGUAAAAGAGUGGUUAUAUCGUGCGACGAUGAAGGUCGCGAUAGAAAAGCGGAGCAGCGUCUUGUCGAGUAACGCAUACCACCAUCGAGUGGAUAGUUUGACGGCCUUUGUCGCUCUGUUCACCAUUGUCGCAAGCAACUUUCUUGAGCAUGCUCGCUGGCUUGACCCGGUCGGCGGUCUCAUUAUUAGCGGCAUGAUUGUUCAGGCUGGCUGGUCCAACACAAAGGCAGCGGUCCUCGAGCUCGCCGAUGCCAGUGUCGACGCCGACGUCCGAGAAAGCGCCCACGCCGCGGCUGCAGAAUUUAUCGCUUCGCACGGCGCCACCAUCCGCGGAGUUCAGGGAAUCAAGAGCGGGCAGAACCUGAUGUUCGAUGUGGAGGUCGUGGUACCAGAGGACUGGUCAGUAGCACAAUGCGACCAAGUUGGGCAAGAGCUGCGACAAGCUAUCGCGACCAAGGUACGCGGUACGAGGAGAAUUGUUGUCAGGUUCACAACCAAGGAGACGGAGGCCUUCCAGGAUGAAUUCGUGGCGCCAUCCGCGGACGAGAAUGUUCCGGAGACCCCUGAAGAGCAUGCAGAUGGCCAUGCUGGGCACGACCACGCACACCAAUGCGACGGCGGCAAACACGCUCACGCCAAUGGCCACGCUGUGAACGGCACUGCGCAAAAACGAAAGUAGAAAUUAAGGUCACACGACGUUCACAAGCAUCGAUCAGAGCUGGGAGAUGCUCCGCCACCCACUUUCCUGCCCAGGCGGCUGUUACGUCACAACGCUGCCGACGUUGAGUUGCUU